GCAUUACUCAUAUAUCAGGCCACUAGAACGUCACAAGAAACAUGAUUUUUGCUGUCCUAGCCAUUCUCCUAAGCAGCUCGUUUAUCUUUUCUGCUGGAAACGAAGCAUGCGGGUGGAGCUACCUGUAUGGUAGUGACAACAUAACUAUCUUUCAGUUGACAGGAAAGAGGGUUGUUAUUAGACCAAGCUUGCCUUUGUCGCCUACAGGAUUUCGUACUUCGAAGGUCAAAUGGAGAGCAAAGAGUCAAGACAGUCAAACAACAAAGGAAGAGUUGCGAGAAAGACUGUCUGUAAACAGAACAGGUGGACACCUGAUAAUCAGUACAAUGGAUCACGCUUUAAAUGGUUCCACAUACAAUUUCAUCUACGACAACACCAAACUUCAUGGCUCAGCCAUGCUCAUUCUUGGAAUUUCCCCAAAAUUUCAAAAUUUCUCAAUCAACUCCAGUUACUGCAUGUGUGGUGGUCAUAGAAGUUUGCGAAAGAUAUGCUUCAAACCAUCUGGAUCACCACUUCCCACAGUCUCCACAAACUUCAAGGAAGAAGAGCUCAUGAGAUGGAAACCAACAUCACUCAAACAACAAUGCAUAGAAAUCGACUGUUGUUUGGCUGUAACACUUGUCGCAUCUAAUUGCUUUGGAAAUGACACCAUACUAGUCAAAGAGGAUAAAUGCAACUUAGAAACUCGUACCAAUUUGGCAACCGACACAGCAAGGACAUAUGAAGCUACAGUCUCAUUGCUAUUAGAUGAGCCAAGUACACACUUCAAGUGUGACAAUGUGGGUGACGAUUCACCACAUCAGGAGGGAGUGUGUUUCAACCAAAUCCACGAAUUGUCUGAGAGUGACUGGAUCAAGAUAUGCAUCUCAUUGGCUGUAAUGCUCUUUCUGAUGACAUUACUUGCCACUGCAUCUCUGAUUGCUCACAAAAUAAGGAAAGGAAACAAAGAGGCAUCACUCACACCUAGAGUCGAAACUCGUGACAACAUUCCUCAACGUUCUGAAUCCAACGAAUACACAGAACCAGACUACCCAACUGUAGCCACAGCCACUGUCCACAGUGAAGCCAUCUACUUAUAUCCUUCUUCCAUACCAGUCAGUGACGACAGCUCCGACAUAGGUGACUAUGAAUCAAUGAAGGACUAUCAAGCUGACGCCACACGUCCAAUCCAUUUGCAGCCUCAAACAAGCCUGAAACCCAAGUUGUCCAUUACCACACAGUGCAAGCAACUUGACUAUCCAUGCUGUAAUUGAGAGAGGCAAUUGAGAGUUUAAUACAAUAACCGUAACCUUGAGAAAGACAUUGCUAUUGGUGUGUGUAGACAGGAUGACAUUGUAGAGACAUAAACAUGUUGGCAGGAAAUACGAAUUGCCGUACAUAAAAUUGUUUACACAUACUUGGUUGGCAAGAUUAAUGUGUAAC
Molecule: messenger RNA, 1422 nt
Organism: Corticium candelabrum
Lineage: Eukaryota; Metazoa; Porifera; Homoscleromorpha; Homosclerophorida; Plakinidae
Exons: 8
Coding region: 42-1253 (403 amino acids)
Source: RefSeq, a predicted model, not a curated record